This is a messenger RNA of Colletotrichum graminicola M1.001, 693 nucleotides long. RefSeq names its product pyridoxamine 5'-phosphate oxidase. Lineage: Eukaryota; Fungi; Ascomycota; Sordariomycetes; Glomerellales; Glomerellaceae. The coding region runs from base 1 to 693 and encodes 230 amino acids. Gene Ontology annotation, cellular component: nucleus; cytoplasm. The transcript is spliced from 3 exons. The record is from RefSeq and is a predicted model, not a curated record.
AUGGAACAACAAGUCCCCCUCAACUACCAGGCUUCGGCCGGCGAUACAAACAAACAGGUCACCACGACGCUUCCUCAGGAGGUUGUUCAAUGCCUAGAGAAUGCCCGAUUCCUCCAUCUCGCAACAUGUACCGACAACAUCCCGAAUGUCUCCCUCAUGAAUUAUACCUACAUACCGUCAUCCAACUUCUCGUCCGGCCCAGUCAUCGUCAUGACCACCAAUCCCGCUUCCAGAAAGACGCAUAAUCUUCUCUCAAAUCCCAAUGUCUCUCUGCUAGUUCACGACUGGUCUUCCCACCGCCCACCAACUUCCGGCCGACGUCCGUCCGGCGGCAGUCCCGGCCCUGAGCACCGUUCUAGCCUUGCUUCGCUUCUCCUGAACCUAAACACCGCUGCUGUAUCUAGCAUCAGCGCCACCAUCAACGGCACUGCUAGUCUGGUGAAUAAUGGAUCGGACGAAGAAAAGUUCUAUCGCGAGGCACAUCUCGAGAACAACACCUUUGACGAGGGUCAGAGCUUCAAUCCCAGCGUUCAGGCAGAGGACGGUGGCAGAGGGUGCUUCAUAGCCGGGGAAGAGGUGCGUGUUAUCGUGGUAAAGAUCAAGGAUAUCAGAAUCAGUGAUUGGAAGGGCGCGGUGCGGGAUUACGUUCUGGCGGAGGAAACAGCUGUUCCUCAGCUUAACGGCGUACGGUAG